AUGGGACCACCACGCAGAAAGAUGCUGGCAACAGCAGAGGAAACCUUAACCCCCCCAGACGAGCUAUCCAACACCCAACAGAUCGUGCGAGCAAUCAAAGCCACCGGGAACAACAUCUACCUGAUCGAACAGCCUGACAAGAAGCAAAUGCUUGUCGAAUUGCCUGCCCGGUUCCGCUCGGCCAUCUGGAUCAAACGAAACUCGUAUGUCGUGGUCGAUACCAAGGGCCAGGAGGAGCGGGACAACAAAAUUGGCGGGGAGAUCGUCAAUGUUGUUAGGGACGAGAAGGCCUGGAGGAAAGCUCCUUUCUGGCCCAAGGAGUUUGUGAAACAGCAGGUUGUGCUUGUCGGCUCGGAUGACGAAGAGGAAGAGUCUCGUGUGGGCCAAAUGCCCUCUUCAGACGAGUCGGACUGA
Molecule: messenger RNA, 414 nt
Organism: Penicillium soppii
Lineage: Eukaryota; Fungi; Ascomycota; Eurotiomycetes; Eurotiales; Aspergillaceae
Product: putative eukaryotic translation initiation factor eIF1a-like protein
Exons: 2
Coding region: 1-414 (137 amino acids)
Biological process (GO): translational initiation
Cellular component (GO): nucleus
Molecular function (GO): translation initiation factor activity; RNA binding
Source: RefSeq, a predicted model, not a curated record